Pezoporus flaviventris is the source of this 2132-nucleotide messenger RNA. RefSeq names its product DNA polymerase beta (gene POLB). The record is from RefSeq and is a predicted model, not a curated record. Gene Ontology annotation, molecular function: DNA-directed DNA polymerase activity; DNA binding. Bases 46 to 1053 code for a protein of 335 amino acids. Lineage: Eukaryota; Metazoa; Chordata; Aves; Psittaciformes; Psittacidae. The transcript is spliced from 15 exons. Gene Ontology annotation, cellular component: nucleus. Gene Ontology annotation, biological process: double-strand break repair via nonhomologous end joining.
UCCGCCGUCACCCCGGUACCGGUGCCGGUGCCGCCGCCAGCGGCCAUGAGCAAGCGGAAGGCGCCGCAGGAGAGCCCCAAUGAGGGCAUCACCGACUUCCUCACGGAGCUGGCCAAUUACGAGCGCAACGUGAACCGGGCCAUCCACAAGUACAACGCGUACAGGAAGGCGGCCUCGGUCAUCUCCCGCUACCCCGGCAAGAUACAGAGCGGGGCCGAAGCCAAGAAGCUGGAUGGAGUAGGCGCUAAAAUAGCUGAGAAGAUAGAUGAGUUCUUAUCCACGGGAAAGCUGCGCAAGCUGGAGAAGAUUCGACAAGAUGACACAAGUGCAUCCAUCAGUCUCCUGACACGAGUUACUGGCAUUGGUCCUGCUGCUGCCAGGAAGUUUGUUGAGGAAGGAAUUAAGACUUUAGAAGAUCUCAGGAAAAACGAGCACAAGCUGACCCAUCACCAGCGAAUUGGGCUGAAAUACUUUGAAGAUUUUGAGAAAAGAAUCCCAAGAGAAGAAAUGCUGCAAAUGCAGGAGAUUGUGCUGAAAGAGGUAAAGAAGCUGGACCCAAACUAUAUUGCUACAGUCUGUGGCAGUUUUAGACGAGGCGCAGAGUCAAGUGGUGAUAUGGAUGUUCUCCUGACCCACCCGAGUUUCACAUCUGAAUCAUCCAAGCAGUCGAAACUUCUGCAUCAAGUUGUGGAACAACUGGAGAAAGUCCACUUUGUGACUGACGUGCUGUCUAAAGGAGACACAAAAUUCAUGGGUGUCUGUCAGCUGCCAAAUAAAGAAGAUGGAACAGCCUAUCCACACAGGAGAAUUGAUAUCCGGCUUAUCCCCAAAGAUCAGUAUUACUGUGGUGUACUGUACUUCACAGGAAGUGAUAUAUUCAAUAAGAACAUGAGAGCUCAUGCUCUGGAAAUGGGCUUCACCAUCAAUGAGUACACAAUCCGUCGCCUGGGUGUCACUGGAGUUGCUGGGGAGGCCCUGCCAGUUGAAUCUGAAGAAGACAUCUUUGACUACAUCCAGUGGAAGUACCGAGAGCCAAAGGAUCGCAGUGAAUAACUGCUUGUUUAGACACCAGAAUGAGAAUCCUGAAGUACUCCGAAAGAAUACCGUUUCCAGCUACUGUCUGUAUCUCCUUAUCUCUGCAUUACAUGUCCUGGUGUGGUGCUGAAGCUCAUGUUAAGCUGUUUCCAUGUCCGUCCUUCAAAAACCUUUCAGUAUGGCCAUGUACUGAUGCGCCCAUUCUUCUGUCACAUAGAACCCAUAUUCAUUGUUCCUAUGUUGUAGCACUAUUGGUUGCAGUGAUGUGUGUUUUGUUUGCCAUUACCCAGAAGACUGGUCUGAGUAAUUGAGGCAUUUCUACCACCCAUGUAGAGUGGAUUUGCCUUCCUUUUUAUGCAAACCAGUCAGCUCUGAUUUUGAUAGCCCCUCUUAAAGCACUGUGAACGGUAGGUAGUGAUUAUUUUGGAUGUGAGAGGGCUCAUCAAGAUUGCAUUACUAGUUGUAUGUGGGACUGGGAUUCUGUUGGUUAACUUAAAGAACUUAGUAUUAAGUAAAACUUAAUAAAAGUAAGUUUUAAGUAGCAAACUACUACUUUGAUGUAUUACAAAGCAUCAACAUGGAAUGUAUUGCUGCUAUUGUGUUUAAAUACCUUGUAGGGAUAUAAGGCUAAUGUAUUAUAGAAUUGGAAGCCUGAAAAGGCAAGACUUUUCUACAUGGCCAAACUGAGUAUUGCUAAUUAUAUGUAAUACUUCUUGAUUCUUUAAUGAUUAGGUCUGCUACCUGCCUUUAUAUGGAGGCAGAGAGGAGUUUGCAUCUGUAUGCUCAGACUACAUAACCUGACUUGAAUCAUGAAACAAAUACAGAUUUAAUACCUCUUCUUAUUUUUAUCUGACUUAAGCCUACGGAACAGCUAAGUUUUUACUUGUUCUUACAUAGUUAGUGUUGAACAGUCUUAGUAAUGGAGACUACAUCCUGAUGGUCUUGCUUAUCCCUUUAUUUUCUUCUGGUUUGCCUAUGGGGAAUUCAAUUAUUUUCAGGGAAAAAUGCAUGCAGUGGUGCGUAAGGUGACCAGCAGGUAACUCGGUAUCAUGUGAAGUCUUCUGAUGCCUCGUGGUGAAAACAGAUGUAGCUGAUGU